This is a messenger RNA of Uloborus diversus, 4124 nucleotides long. RefSeq names its product sterol regulatory element-binding protein 1-like (gene SREBP). The transcript has 16 exons. The coding region runs from base 104 to 3361 and encodes 1085 amino acids. Gene Ontology annotation, cellular component: nucleus. Gene Ontology annotation, biological process: regulation of transcription by RNA polymerase II. The record is from RefSeq and is a predicted model, not a curated record. NCBI's taxonomy places the organism in Eukaryota, Metazoa, Arthropoda, Arachnida, Araneae, Uloboridae. Gene Ontology annotation, molecular function: protein dimerization activity; RNA polymerase II cis-regulatory region sequence-specific DNA binding; DNA-binding transcription factor activity, RNA polymerase II-specific.
UGAAAAUACGCCAAGAUGCUUUGUUGUGGAAAAUGUUCUAACAUUCAUAUCUUAAUGUGUGUUUGAAUAUUCAUAAAAAUAUCUGUAUAUUUUCAAUUGAACCAUGGAGGGCUCAAUGCCCAGUGAAAUGGAUGAUAUGCUGAGCUUCAUGUAUGCUGAGAAUGACAAUCCUGUUGACCUGUUUGAUAGUGAUGUGCUGUUAGAACCAAUGGAUUUGAAUAAUGCCAAAAUUAAUGACAUGGAUCAAGAUCUGGUCUUAGAUCUCUUUCAAGGGCUGGAUAAUGUUUGUUUGCAGGAGGAAAACAAACUGUAUGAUUCCCCUCAGCACAUGUUACGUAUGGAUUCAGCUAACUUACACAAUAUCUCAAUUCUGAAUCAGCCUGUAUCAACAUCUUCACAACCUAUUGAAAAUGUUCAACAAAAAUUUGAACCCCAAGUUCUGCAAACAGAAUCGGUCCAACUUCCAAAUUCUAUUAAUUUAAUGCAGUAUGCAGUUGCACAUAAUUCACUGCCAACUAUCACCACUAAACCUCUUCAGAAAGUUGUUGUACAACCUGCUGUGCAGAAGAAAAAAAUAUUGCCCUCCAGUGAUAUUACUGUUACUAAUGAGUUAAUACGAGUUUUAAAGGAAGAGAAAGAAAAACAAAUGCUUCUGCAACAAUUAAGCCAAAUGCCUCAGCAAAAAGUUCAGCAGCUUCUUUUACAAGCACAAAUUCUGAAAGGAGCAAAUGAAAAUAAAAUAGUUUCUUUCACAAAUUCACAACCUAUUGUUACAGCAACAAUAGCUCCAAGUACUCAGUGCAUAGCUUCUGUACCAUCACCUCCUAUUCAGACUGUAGUUACAGCUCAAAAUGGAACAAUAUUGACUACUAGUAUUCCAGUUUUUCUCGAUACAGAAAAGAUACCCGUUAACAGGAUUGCAACAAAGCCACCUAUAAUUAAAGGUGAAAAAAGAAAUGCUCACAAUGCCAUUGAGAGACGUUACCGAAGUAGCAUCAAUGAUAAAAUAAUAGAGUUAAAGAACAUUAUUGUUGGAGCAGAAGCAAAGUUGAAUAAAUCAGCUGUCUUGAGGAAAGCAAUUGAUUACAUAAAAUUCCUUCAGAAUGCAAAUUCAAAGUUGAAGCAAGAAAAUUUAGCCUUGAAGAUGGCUGCUAGAAAGCAAUGCUUGGAAGAUCUUUUGGACAAAAAACCAGUUGUUCCUCCCAGCAUUGCUGAUUAUACUCCCCCAACCUCUGACAUCAGCUCUCCGGAAAGAAGCCCAGCAAAUAGUGUUCCUGAAGUGUAUUACUCUGAUCAAGAUUCACCACAAUUCACUGGUUGUACAGAUAGUAAUGUACCUUACAGCAUAACUUUGGACAAAGAUGAUAGCAAUGAUAGUUUUGCAAGCCGUGGAAUGCUUGACCAUAAUCGCGUCAUGCUUUGCAUGUUUAUGUUUACAUUUUUAGCUUUCAACCCUUUUUCAUACUUCCUGAAAGUUAGUCUUCCUAGUUCAACAAGUGUGGACUCAUCUACUUUUACUGGCAGAGUUAUUUUAUCUGAAAAUUAUAAUUCUGAAGGUCAUUGGACUAGAAAUCUUAUAUUUAGUGCAACUACAUGGAUAUUGAACUUGGUGUUAAUUGCUCUAUGUUUGCUAAAGUUAUUUGUUUAUGGGGAACCUGUCCUUAAAAAGGAUUCAAACAACUAUACUAUUUUUUGGCGGCACAGGAAACAAGCUGAUUUGUCAUUUCAAGAGGAGGACUAUCCAAGUUCAGUUUUGCAUCUCAAAUUAUGCCUCACUGCACUAGGGAGAUCUAUGCCUUGCAACACAAUUGAGCUUGUUAUUGGAAUUAUCUGGCAAUUUGUUCGACAGUUCAAUCACUUUACUGGGAUUCAGCGUGCAAUUAAUGCUUUUCUUGUUCCCAAAGGACAUAGUUUAUUGAUGGAGAGUUCAAGGGAUGGUGCAUUGGUUUAUCAAAAACUGCAGCAGUUGCAUCUACUUGGUUUUCUGUCUGAAAGUAAAUUGGAAAGAAUUUAUUUAUCCCUCAAUGCCUUAAAUUUAGGGCAAGAUGCAAAAUCACUUAUACCCAUUGAAGAAAUGGCAGAAGUUUAUAUAAUUUCUGCCAUGAGCUUUAUUAGUUGCUUCCCUAGAAAACUUUAUUUUGUCACUUGGUAUUUGCUUAAAAAAGCACGUAAAGUAUAUAUUGCUAAUAAUGCCAUGGUUCCCCCUACUUUAAGAUGGUUAUUUGAUCCAAUGGGACAGACAUUUUUUAGAAAUGGUGAAUGGACUUAUUUGAGUGAAAAUACUGUUUUCAGCUCUAUACCAAACACAAUGAAUCCUCUUUGCUUUGCAUCCCGUGGAUUCAGAGAAUUCUUACUGGAGAAGAUUGUUUUAUCAGUUAUUUCACCUAGUAUGGAACUGGAUGAAAAUAUUGAAUUUAAAAGGAAUUAUUCAACUGGACUUAUUAUCUCAAACUGCAUUCAGUUGCUGAAGGAUUCUUGUUAUGCAACAGAACGUAGUCACUUUUCUUCUACACUCAGUAACUCGAUCAAUUUGCGGCAGGAAGAUCGUGUCACUUUUUGGUGGGCAUCUGUGUUGGGAGUUGCUCUGGCAUGGCUGCUUGGUGAAGAGGAAAAGGCAGAAAAACUAUAUCAGGAUGUGGAAAAUUUUCCAAAGGACUUUCUGAACUCGCAGCAUCCCCUUCCAUCUGCUGUUCUCACAUCCUUCCGUGCCCGGAGGAGUUGCAUGAAUCAAAUCUCUAUGCCCAGUGCAACACUCAGAUUAUGUGAUAAAGCUGGAAGUCUCAUUAAAGAUAGCAUGAAUUAUUCCUUGCACCAAAUGCCUCCUCCUUUGGUUCAGGCAUUUCAAAUAUUGAGUUUGGAUUGGUGUUUGAGCACUCGAAAAUGCAUUUGGGAAAACUCAAAAGCUGGAGAACCUAGUGCUUCAGAAGUAUUUGGUGUAUCUGAAGGAUAUAGAGAAGAUUUGCGAUGCUUAAGACGGCUGUUGCAUUAUGUCCCAGAAAUUUCUUCAAAGGUUCAUCUUUAUGAAAUCACUCAACGAUUGAUGGCUGGUGCGAAUCCGAUUAGGACUCAACAAAUGGUUGAUAGAAGUAUUAGAAGAAGAAAUAAGUCAUCGUCUAUAAUUUGUACCAAAGGUGCCAAUGGUGAAGGACACCACUCUAGCGAGCGUGAUCAAGCUGAUGCUUUGAUGCUUGCAUGUAAGCAUCUUCCUGAUAGUGUUAUAUCCAAUCCCCGUGAAAAAGAAUGUAUGCUGGCUGAAGCUGCAAGUAUUCUACAAAAACUCAGUGACAAAAGCAAACUAGAAAAAUGCCAUAAAAUGAUGAUUGCAGCUGGAAGUGUUUUUAUUGCCCAAAGCCAGCCUUAGUUUAGAAAUAGUGAUUGUUAUUUGUGUAUCAUUUCACUCACCAUUUUUUCCAUUCUAUCUUCAUCAAGAAAUUUUCGAAAACACUUGGUUUCUUUGAGGUUUUUUAAUACUAUGUACAGUAGAAUGUCAAAAAUCCAAACUAUUGGGACCAUAGGUAGUUUGGAUUUUCGAAAAUAACCAAAAAAAUACUAUUUAGGAAGAUAGUAUGUGAUUUAAUCAAAUAAAGAGAUAUUUCAAUGUGCAUUGGUGGCUCCCACAGGGAGCAACUGCACCCUCACUUCAAAAAAUAAAGGAGCCUUGCCCCCUCACUUUUUAGAGUUAAAAAUUAAUAAUCGAUUGAAAAAUAAUUUUUUUUAUGGGUAGAUUGAUUUAUUUUACGAAAAUCAAACUAAAAAUUCCAAAUGAAUGAACUUCUCUCAUUUUAUUUCAUAAGAAUAAAACUUGGAAGAGGAACAUGUACAGUGGAAAUCCGUCCCAUUUUUUGAUGCCAUAUUCCAGUUUUAGAAGGUAUUAAAUCAAUAUUAUUAAAAGCCAGUAAAUAAUGUAGCCCAAUUUUACUAAAUAAAUAAAUAGCCUCGUCCCUACACUUCUUUUGCCCAUGGGCGCCCAUAUGCAAAAUUGUAAGGGGGGGCUCAGAAAUUUUAACCAUGAUUUAACAGGAUAUUUUCCCCAUGGAGGCAGAUUUCAGAACAGAUUAGAGUCAUUAAAAUUUCACAUUUUUAAUUAUUUAUUCAUUAAUGGCUGGAGAAGAAAUAUUUUUAUA